AGAGCGACAUGUUUCUCCACAAUUGCAUUUUUCUGCUCUCAACUGCCACCGUGUUGGUGGCUUACCACUUGCCACAUCGCAUCAUAGGUGGCAGUAAUACAUCGAUUAAGAAGGCCCCCUGGCAAGUCUCCCUGCAGUACAGAGGCCAACAUUUUUGCGGGGGUGUCAUCUACAACAGCAACAUCAUUCUGACCGCAGCCCAUUGUGUUGCCAAAGUGAGUGCAGAUUCGGUAAGAGUGCGAGUUGGUUCCGCAAAUAAAGAGAGGGGUGGACGAGUAUACAGUGUCCAAGAAAUUAUUGCACACGAACAAUUCAAUAGUCCAGCAUACUCCAACGAUAUAGCAGUAUUGAGCUUAGUCGAUCACAUAACAUUCAACGACAAAGUCAGGCCGAUUCAAAUCGCUGAGGAAGAACCAGAAAGCGAUGAACUUGCAAACGUAACGGGUUGGGGUAUCACCGAAAAUGAUUCCUUGCCAAUAACUUUGCAAAACGUGGACGUCCGCAUCGUGAGCAAUGACGUUUGCAGAGAGAAGUUCGGCUAUUUAAUCACAGAUAAUAUGAUCUGUGCUGGUCGGGAGGGAGAAACCUCAUGUCAAGGCGACUCUGGUGGCCCAUUGGUGGUUAAUGGUGAGCUUGUUGGAGUCGUCUCCUUCGGACUAAAGUUCUGCUCAUCCGUAAGUGUCUAUACCAAUGUCGUUGCUCUGAGGCCAUGGAUUGAAGAGGCUGUUGCUGCUCUCAGUUUGCCAGAACAUAAUACUAUAAAUUAAAUGUUCCAUAAGUAAACUA
Molecule: messenger RNA, 786 nt
Organism: Scaptodrosophila lebanonensis
Lineage: Eukaryota; Metazoa; Arthropoda; Insecta; Diptera; Drosophilidae
Product: trypsin delta/gamma-like protein CG30031
Exons: 1
Coding region: 9-767 (252 amino acids)
Biological process (GO): proteolysis
Molecular function (GO): serine-type endopeptidase activity
Source: RefSeq, a predicted model, not a curated record